Molecule: messenger RNA, 1608 nt
Organism: Adineta steineri
Lineage: Eukaryota; Metazoa; Rotifera; Eurotatoria; Adinetida; Adinetidae
Source: the annotation of a GenBank genome assembly
AUGACAAUUGCAUUAGUUAUUUUGUGGCAUACUAAAUUAAAACCAUUUCGAGAUUAUGCUGUAGUUAUUGAUGCUGGUUCAUCUCAUUCAAAAAUUUUUGUUUAUUCAUGGCCUACAGAUAAAUCAGGCGGACUUGGAACAACAUCACGAAUUAAACAAGUUAAAUCAUGUUCUGUCACUCAUGAACCUAUUACAACAAUUGUAAAUGCAACACAAGAUAAUGUUAAAAACUAUUUUGAUUCAGCUAUGACUACUUGUAUCAGCAGUAUUCCAUCAACACGAAAAAGUCGAGCAUUAAUCUUUCUUGGAGCAACAGCUGGUCUUCGUUUAUUAAAUAUCACAGAUCCAGCAUAUAUUACUCGUUUAUUGAAUAGUACUCGUGCAUAUUUUAGUACUCUUAAACUUCGAUUUCGUGAUCCUAUAAAUCAAGUACGUAUCAUAAGUGGUAGCGAAGAAGGUUUGUCUGGAUGGAUAUCAACAAAUAUUCUACUAAAAGAACUGUUUAAUAAAAGCAAACCAUUAGACACCUUUGGUGUCCUGGAUAUGGGUGGUGCUAGUACUCAAUUAAGUUUUAUAGCUCCUAAGGCAACUAAAGAGCGAUAUCGAAUGAAUCUAUUUGAUAGAAACUAUGAUGUAUAUUCACAUUCAUAUUUAUGUUAUGGGCAAGACCAAGCACGUCUAGUUUAUCAAGGAAAAUUAAUAGAACAAGCUAAUGGAUCUGUGUCUAUACAUGAUCCAUGUUUACAACGUGAUUAUAUUGAAAAUAAGACUUAUAAUGAUAUAUUCAGUACAGCUUGUGCUCAUGGACAAAAUGAAUCUUCUGUAUAUUUUAAUACAUCAUCAAUAUUUUCAUUUAUAGGUACUGGUGAUUAUAAAGAAUGUAAAAGAAUUAUGAAAGAACGUUUUAAUAAUUCAUCAUGUUCUUCAUCAACUUGUAGUUUCAAUAAUGUCUAUCAACCAGUACCUAUUUCUUCAUCUAUAAAAUUUAUCGCUAUGGCAGCAUGGUACUCGACAUUUAGUAGAUUAGCUCCAAAUGUAGCUAUAAAACCUAAUCACGAUGGUAAUUAUAAUUUUACUUCUAUUAAGUUAGCAGAUAUCAAACAUGCUAUCAAAGCAAUAUGUAAACAAUCAUGGUCACAUGUACAUAAACCAGAUAAACACAGACCAUUUUUAUGUUUUAAUUCGAUGCACGAUUGGACACUGUUUCAAUAUGGUUAUCAUAUGACUGAUGAGAAUUUAAAAAAUCUUCAAAUUAUUAAAACAAUUCAUUCAAAUGAAAUUGGCUGGACAUUAGGUUAUAUGAUAAAUCAAACAAAUCAUUUGGAUCCCAAAUAUCGGCCAACACGUUUAUUAACAAAAAAAGGAUUUCAUGGUUUAUUAGUUUCAUGUAUUUUAUUGUUGAUUAUUAGUUUGAUCAUAACGGCUAGUCUCAGUAUGGUUCGGUGGUAUCAUAUAGCAUUAGUCUUAGCAACGGUUGUUGGAUUUUUAUCACUUGCUGCUGUUAUUACAAUGAUUGUACUUUGGUUUAUUAAACUAACACCAUUUCGAGAUUAUGCUGUAGUUAUUGAUGCUGGUUCAUCUCAUUCAACAAUUUUCGUUUAUACGUAA